GAGAGCAGAGAGCAGAGGAGCUGAGCACCAUGGGGCACUGGAAUCGAAUCAAGAUUGCCAAAUGCCAGAUACUGAUCACCAACUUCUUUGUCUUGCUGCUGGGCCUCUCUCUGGCCACCAUGACAGUUGUCACCCACUUUGGAGACCACUUUACUGUAAUUGGCCAUGCAUCCUUGCAGAGGAACCCCUAUGAAACACUGCGCUAUUGGGCUUUCUAUGUGGGGAUCAGCCUAGCAGGGCUACUGAGCCUGGGAGCUGCUCUGAGCACCAUAGCCACUGUGAGGGAGGCCCAUGGCCUCAUGGCUGCGGGAUUCCUGUGCUUUGCUCUGUCAUUCUGCAUCCUGGUGCAGGUAGCCUUCUGGAGAUUCCACAACCCCACCCAGGUGGAGGAUGCAGUGUUGGAUACCUAUGACCUCGUGUAUGAUCAGGCAAUGAAGAGCCCAUCUAGCAGCUGGUGGCAGGAGCUGGCCGUCAUCCAGGACACGUUUCUGUGUUGUGGUAAGAAAUCUCCUUUCGGGCUUCUGGCGAGCACUGGACCCAUCAUGUGUCAGGGCAAGGAGGCCAUGAGAGAGGACUGCCUCCAGAGCAUCAGGAACUUUCUGUGGACACACUACCGUAUCGCUUCCACCCUGACGUGCACCAGCCUGGCCCUCACGGUAUAUGCUAUGAUGCUCUGCGCCUUCCUCUGGUUUGCCAUUCACUCCUACUGUGGCUUGGAUCGAAAAGGCAGAUACUCCCUGACCCCACGGUCCCAUGGCUGCCAGCCCCAGGAACCCAGCCUCUUCCGAUGGACCCAGGGUGAGCUGGUGCCUCAACACUCUUCUGAAGCAUGA
Rattus rattus (black rat) is the source of this 833-nucleotide messenger RNA. It is a transcript of the gene Tspan32, whose product is annotated as tetraspanin 32. The transcript has 9 exons. The coding region runs from base 30 to 833 and encodes 267 amino acids. The record is from RefSeq and is a predicted model, not a curated record. NCBI's taxonomy places the organism in Eukaryota, Metazoa, Chordata, Mammalia, Rodentia, Muridae. Gene Ontology annotation, cellular component: membrane.